Musa acuminata AAA Group (dessert banana) is the source of this 3379-nucleotide messenger RNA. RefSeq names its product BTB/POZ domain-containing protein NPY3-like. The transcript is spliced from 6 exons. Lineage: Eukaryota; Viridiplantae; Streptophyta; Magnoliopsida; Zingiberales; Musaceae. The record is from RefSeq and is a predicted model, not a curated record. The coding region runs from base 1049 to 2944 and encodes 631 amino acids. Gene Ontology annotation, molecular function: protein binding.
GGUGGUAGGGGGAGGGAGGGAAGGAAGGGAGGAGCAACGAGUGCAACCUGCGGUGGCUUCGGAGGAGCAGUAGAGGACAGAGAAGCUUCGGCGCGUAUCAGCCAGGAAAGAGGUGGCGUUGGCUUUGCCUUUCUCACGUUGGCCUCUUCUCUCUCUCUCUCUCUCUCUCUUCUCUUCUCUUCUCUUCUCUUCUCUUUGGAGGGUGGGGUGGGGUGGGGUGGCGUGGAACCGAGGAGGUGACCGACCGACAGGGGAUGUAACGUAGCUUGACAGAUGGCCACGAUGAGGACGAUGUGCUUGCUGCUGCUGCAGUUAUCACGAUAGGACACCUGCGAAGCGGCAAUAUUGACAACUUGGGACGCAGAGCUGGAGGGGAAUGUGCAUUCCCAGCUGAGACUCCUCAUCGCACCACCAGAUCUCAGAGCAGAAGAGGGGGAAGAGGAGAAGGCAAAAAGGGAAGUUAGCAACGAAGGAGGUUGACGGAGAGUAAAUUAAUAUUAACGAGUGGUCAGCGUGUGCUUGCUAUCCGUGAGUUGUUUACGGACUCAGAGAGCCUCCUCGUCCUCGUGCCGCGCGCGGUGCUCCACCCAGUCGCCUCCGGACUCCGUGGGCGCCUGCCGCUGCCCGGGGAAACAACGCUGCCUCUGCGUCCGACCGCAUCUUACGGUGGCCUGCUUGCUCUACCGGAACGAGAACCCGUCACGGUGUGGGUAGAUCUUAAAGACCCAGCGGCUCUUGUUUUGGAAGGAACAGUUGCCACGAGAGAGAAAGAGAGAGAGAGAGAGAGAGACAGUAGACCAUAUCCUUCAUCUCUAGCUCGUACUCCGGAUUAGGUCUUGUUGCUGUAAGGGAGCACCACCAUUCACAUGGUGGGUUUUGUUUAGUGCGGUUGUUGAUGAUUGCCGGGCAUGUGGGGCGACUGUUUCGCUGUGGUUAUCAUGAGCUGAGGGUGGGAUAAAAGGUCUUCAGCUUCUUGGAGUGUAGCAGCAAAGACUUCCUUUUUCUUCUUCUUCUUCUUCUUCUUCCUCCGCCUCUUUACUUUGGCAAGAUGAAGUAUAUGAAGCUUGGAUCGAAGCCCGAUGCCUUCCAGUCCGAUGAAAACAAUAUCAGAUUCGUGGCGACGGAGCUGGCGACCGAUAUCGUUGUUAAUGUGGGAGAUGUGAAGUUUCAUCUGCAUAAGUUCCCUCUUCUAUCCAAAAGCCCGCGACUGCAGAAGCUGGUGGCGGCCACGGAAGAGGAGGAGGACGAGGAGAUCGACAUUCCCGACAUCCCCGGUGGCCCUGCCGCCUUCGAAAUCUGUGCUAAGUUUUGCUACGGCAUGAUCGUCACCCUCAACGCGUACAACGCGGUGGCAGCUCGGUGCGCGGCAGAGUACCUGGAGAUGCACGAGGCGGUGGAGAAAGGGAAUCUCAUCUACAAGAUCGAGGUGUUCUUGAGCUCCAGCAUCCUACGCGCGUGGAAGGACUCCAUCAUAGUUCUGCACACCACCAGGUCCCUGCUUCCCUGGGCGGAGGACUUGAAGCUGGUCGUCCGCUGCACCGACUCGAUCGCCUCCAAGGCCUCCGUCGACCCGUCCGAGGUCGACUGGUCCUACACCUACAACAGGAAGAAACUUCCAUCCGAAAACGGCCUCGACCCACCUUGGAAUGGCGUCAGGAAGCAGCAGUCGGUGCCCAAGGAUUGGUGGGUGGAGGACCUCUGCGAUCUCGAGAUGGAUUCGUACAAGCGGGUGUUAAUCGCCAUCAGGACGAAGGGGAAGAUCGCUGACGAUGUGGUCGGGGAAGCUCUGAAGGCCUACGCAUACAGGAGGCUUCCGGGUUUCGCCAAAGGCUCGGUGACCUGCGGAAGCGAUCCCACGAGGUCUCGGACGAUACUGGAGACCAUCGUUUGGUUAUUACCCACGGAACCGGGUUCCGUUUCGUGCAGCUUCCUGCUGAAGUUGUUGAGGUACGCAAGCGCACUGGAAUGUGGAGAGACUUGCAAGAAAGAGUUGAUCAGGCGAGCGGGACGCCAGUUACAGGAAGCUGCUGCUUCCGACCUGCUGCUGCCUUCUGCGACAGGGGAGACCGUGUACGACGUCGACUUGGUUGCAAGCGUCGUGGAGGAGUUCGUGACGCAGGACGACGGCACUGCUCGAACCAGUCCCGAGGCCUCCGAGGAGGUCGUGGAGGUGAGGAGCCCGGUGUUCGUUUCUCCAAGCUCGAAAGUUGCCGUUGCGAAUCUGGUGUAUGAGUACCUCGCCGAAGUCGCGAAAGACCCCGAUCUACCUCUUCCCAAGUUUGUGGAACUGGCUGAAAUGGUGUCGGCUGCCUCGACGCCGGUGCACGACGGGCUUUACCGUGCCAUCGAUGUGUACCUCAAGGAGCACCCGGGGCUAAGCAAGAGCGAAAAGAGGAGAAUCUGCAGCAUGAUGGACUGCAGAAAGCUGUCGACGGAUGCCUGCGUACACGCGGUGCAGAACGAGCGGCUCCCGCUCAGGGUCGUGGUCCAGAUCCUCUUCUUCGUGCAGAUGAGAGCUGCUGCGGCUCCCGCUGCCGGCGGUGUAUCCCAACUCCCCGGCAACGUGAAGGCGCUGCUCCGCGAAAAUGGCGGUUCGUACGGCAGUUCAAGAUCGGCCGUCACGACCAACACGGAGGACGACUGGGACGGCGUCCCGACGGCGGGCGGGGACCUCAACUCUCUCAAGUCCGCCGGUCCGGUGGGUAGAGGUGGGGGGAGUCAGAGGAGCAGCGGCGGCAGUGAUGUCAGCAAGCACGGCGACGAGAAGGGCAACGGCAAGGUGAAGGGAAUUCUGCUGCCGAAGAGGAUACUGAGCAAGCUGUGGUCGGGCAAAGGGCAGGGCGGCGAGAACAGCAGCUCGGACAUGUCGGAGAGCCCCGGCUCCGUCGCUCAGGAGGAGGCCAAGUCCACGCAUUCGAGGAACACCAGGCAUUCGGUUUCGUAGGGGAAGAGAGAGCGCAAGUACACACAAUACUAGUUACACAUCAUACUAGACGAUCUUGAGGUAGUGCCAUUAAUUAAGCGCAGUUGCCAGAUGACCGAAAUCUAGAGAGAGAAAGGAUUCGGACGUCCGGUGGGAUGGCUAAGAAGCAGAUCUUCUUGAUAGGUUGUUCUGAAUGGAUGAUGACCACCGGUUCUUGUGCAUGUACCACCACACGAGGGGUCGCCUGGUUCCAGCAGAGUCUACUUGGGAUCAGAAUCGGAAGCCAAGGAUGAGUAAUAAAUACAUGGAUAUGGCUGGCAUUUGGUUCAACAACGAGUGUUGGAAAGAAGAAGAAGAAGAAGAUGUAUUAGUUAUGAACCAGUUUGAUCUUUUCAUGAUUUCUGUCUUGGUUUAUGUUGUGGAUCAGACUAGGAAAAAUCUAUGAUUAUUAGAGAA